Molecule: messenger RNA, 2268 nt
Organism: Penaeus indicus
Lineage: Eukaryota; Metazoa; Arthropoda; Malacostraca; Decapoda; Penaeidae
Product: neuronal acetylcholine receptor subunit alpha-3-like
Exons: 17
Coding region: 1-2268 (755 amino acids)
Biological process (GO): chemical synaptic transmission; nervous system process; monoatomic ion transmembrane transport
Cellular component (GO): neuron projection; synapse; postsynaptic membrane
Molecular function (GO): transmembrane signaling receptor activity; acetylcholine-gated monoatomic cation-selective channel activity
Source: RefSeq, a predicted model, not a curated record
AUGUCGCCUGAUUCUUCGGACGCUCAGCCUGAUAUGUAUCAUAAAAAUGCACGACAGCAAAACCGCUGGAUAUUUGCCGGAACCAACCCUUAUAAAAACCUUCCACUAAAAAUGAAAAAUAAAGCAGACCACUUCCGGGAUGAGGACUGUAUGCUGGAAUCUGAGGCCCCCGGCCAUGCACGGCCAGCCUCCGCCUUUGAGAGAUCUCGGUAUAAUUCAGCCGCAAGGAAACCACUGGAUGCUUUUGUGUCUAUCAGGGCCUUUCUCCAUAAGAAUGUUGCUCAGGGAAACAAACUGUACACAAUAUGGUGUCCUGAAGGCGAUGAGGAGAUGAAGACGCUAGUAUGCCACACGAUCUAUUACACAUUUUUGAAGAUGUUUGAAUUACAACACAAGAAGAAGGAUUCUGAUGUUAUCUUAGACUGCGGCAGCACCACCUCGGAAGCCCCCGCGAGUUCGACCAGCGACGCCAGCAGCUCGAGCUCCUCCUCCUCCAGCAGCAGCAACAGGGACACCAACGAGACGACGCCCGCGCCGCCCACGCCUUCCCCCUCCACCACGCCCACCACCACGCCCAAGCCACGGCCGAUCAAGCUGGAGGAGAACGACGAGAAACGACUCCUGGACGACCUGAUGCUGGGCUACGACAGGGACGUCCGGCCGGUGAAGAACGCGUCGCACCCCAUCGUGAUCCAGCUCGGCAUCACGCUCACGCAGAUCUUCGACAUGGAUGAAAAAAAUCAAGUUUUAACAACCAAUGUUUGGCUGGAUCAGGAAUGGGUUGACGAGCUCCUGCAUUGGGAUCCAAGCGACUACAACGGCCUUGAGACGAUCCGGCUGCCGUGCGAGCGAAUCUGGCUGCCGGACAUCGUGCUCUACAACAACGCCGACGACUACACGCGCGGCUACAUGCGGAGCAAGGCGAUGGUCGGCUACGAGGGCAAGGUGUUCUGGCCGCCGCCCACCAAGUUCCGCUCCACCUGCCCCGUGGACGUCACCUACUUCCCCUUCGACGACCAGACGUGCAUCCUCAAGCUCGGGUCUUGGAUCUACGACGGCUUCCAGGUGGAUGUAACCAACAGAACGGCUGAUGUUGAUCUUACAAACUACAUUCCCAAUGGCGAGUGGGAAUUGCUGGAAGCAAGAAUCAUUAGGAAUGUCAUCUACUAUUCCUGUUGCCCUGAACCAUUCCCGGAUGUCACCAUAACAAUCACUAUAAGACGGAAGACCCUGUACUACAUGUACAACGUGGUCCUUCCGUGCAUGAUGAUGUCGGUGCUGACGCUGCUGGUGUUCUGUCUGCCGCCGGACUCCGGGGAGAAGAUCGCCCUGGGCGUCACCGUCCUGCUCGCCUUCAGCGUCUUCAUGCUGGCCAUCGCCGAGAAGAUGCCCGAGACCUCGGAGUCCAUCCCGCUCAUCGGCAUCUAUCUCACGGCAGUCAUGACCAUCACGUCGAUCAGCAUCAUCAUGACAGUCAUCGUACUCAACUGUCAUUAUCGUGGGCCCAUUCAGCGCGAGGUCCCCCCUUGGAUGAGAAGAAGUAUAGUUCGUUCAACUGCAGCUGCUUAUACUCGUAGCCGUUAUCCUUCUCCUGCUCUUGUGAUACCGAGGUGUCUGAUGUUCCUGAGCAGCCCGGCGCUCGAGAAGACCAAGACCAACUCCUCCUCCAACAGCAACACCAGGACGAAGCGCAGCCUCUUCAGCCGGGGACUCAAGCGGCGCCGCACGAGGUCCAGCAACGGCAGCGAUGAGGGCGGCCUUACCAAUGCCCACGCUCCCGCCCACGCCCGCGUCGUCACCACAGCCCUUUAUGGAGACUAUCCCAACAGUAUCAGCAAGGAUCACAUACCGAAGGGCGACACAAUCCGCCUGACGGUGGAAGGUAUGGCGGAGGAGGUGAAGGAGGCGGGGCCCGGCGACUACUCCAGCGCAGAGGACCUCCAUAAUCUCAACAUCGGCUGGCGGGAGUAUAAUAAUGACAACAACUCCUUCAGGAGGACCAACUCAAAUAGCGCCUACAGCCCCAACCUGGCUGCCCUGGGCACCAACCGCGCACAGGAGGAGAUCGUGCGGGCGCUGAAGAUCCUCCUGAGCCGUCAGGAAAGCCAAGACGCCGACAAAAAGCGCCUCAAUGAGUGGCGCGUCAUUGCCAUCGCGGUCGACCGCAUCCUCUUCUGGAUCUUCUUCUUCGUCACCACCGUCAGCUCGCUGGUCUUCCUGGUGAUCCUGCCGGUCGUCAAGCGCUCAGAAUACGUCCGCAAUACCUGA